CCACGACCCCACGGCCACUCGUCAUGACCUUUCAAUCCAAAUACUAGUCCAUUGACCAUCGCUCCUCCUCGGUUCUUGGGUUAGUAGCUCGAGUAACACGCACCUUCGUUUGCUCCAUCGCCAGCCGGACUCUCCUGUCGAUCUCUUCCUGUUAUGGGCCUGCCAGAACCCAUCUUCCCGCUGAGCGGUCACUGCUCGGCCGUCCACGAUGGCACGCUCUACGUGUAUUCGCCCGCUGGGUUCCAGUCACUGGACCUCUCGCAAGGCGCAAAGUGGGAGGCAUUACCAAUGGACAUCUCGUUGACCGGCGCGCAGUGUGUCAAGGCGGUACCUGGAGGAGAUGCGAACGCUGCUAUGCUGUAUGUGGUGGGAGGAUCGGUAAACGAGACGGCGUCAACGUGGGACUACCCUGGAUUGAUGCAUUAUUCUUUCGUGCAGAAAAAGUGGGACUGGGUGCGGCCGGAAUCUUGGGUCACGCAAAACCGACAGAACCACGCUGCCGUCUAUCUAAACGACUCGCAAUCCCUCCUUGUCUACUCCGGGUCGCAGACAACGGGCGAAAAUGGGCCCUCAUCAUCGACCUUCCUCAUCUCCACGGUGCCUCCCUACAACGUGAGGAGUUCACCAUCUGCGGACGCACCACCCGGCGUUAAACCGCUGCUCAUGCCCUGGGAUUCGAACCAUGCAGUGAUGAUCGGAGGCAGUGCUACGAAUACCGCCGUGUUCACGUUCGGUGCGGACGAGGGUUGGCUAAAUCUGGGCGUCGACCUCACGCAGCCCAUCACUAAUCAAGAUGCGGUUCAGUGCACGCUGGUUGCAGGAGACGAUGGGAGCAAGGUCUUGGAAAUGUAUGACAUGAGCGUGUCGCCUAACAAGGUCACCCGCAUUGCUCUUCUGAACCAGGGUGGUACUGUGGCGGCUCCGGGAACGACUGUUGGCGAGAAGGCGAAGCGACUGACCAUUCAGGACUUCCCAGACUACAAUGGGACCUUUGCUCCAACUGCCACUCGAACGGGCUACUCUAUUGCCCAGGGCGAAAACGGCUAUGCCGUCGUGACAGGAGGGAGCGAGGAGGACCCAUUAUGCAUUUUCGACCAACACGACAAUGCUUGGAUCAACGCUACGGAGCUAUUUUCUGGAAAGCAGCAGCAGUCCGUCCUCAAACCGACCUCUUCAGCUACAGGAACACCCACCAACGUCCCGGCAUCUACUUUACCCAGCGCAUCGUCUUCGGCUUCUUCCACCGCAGCUGCCACAGCUGCUGGCCCUGUCAACAACAAGGACAGGAUGCUGACAGUACUGGGUGCAACGCUGGGAGCAAUCUUUGGCAUUGCUGCAAUUCUCAUCCUCCUCCUGUUCUGCUUGAAGUACAAGAAAUCAAAGAACAAGACGCAGCAAUCCGGGUACAUCGAAAAAGAUCGCUUAAGUUUUGCGGACCGAGGCGCCGAGUUCAUGAGCGAAGCUGGGGGAGCGGUUGGACCCAAGUUCUCAUCAUCGAUGAAUGCAUCACAAACAUCGCUAGCAAUCGUGAGCGGCCGAGUAGCAACUGGACAUAAGAGGGGCGUGGCGAGUGAUGCCAGCACUGCCGGAUUGGUUAAGAAGACCAGCCCGCUGGGAUACUCGGAACCAGUCGAAAUGUCGAAAUUUGACUUGAAGCCUGUGCCGGUUCAGGAGAAGAUGGUUCGUCAGAACUCUGGUCGCAUACCGACCCAACCUCGCGCACCGAACAUCGGUCGAAGCCGCAGCUCUGGAUGGAGUCGCUACUUCGCGAAUAAUGAAGCCACGAAUCUAGCACACAUGCCUUCCAAUCGGUCAACGUUCGCGUCUGAGCGGACGAGCACCGGCAGUCAGUCAAUGUACACCGAUUCACGAAUGUACAGCCAGCCAUCGCAAACGGUCCCUCCGCUUGAGAUUCCGAACACCAAAUUCGAUGGACAGCGCAUCAGUAAAGUAGUCACCGGGAGUCCAACACUGGGUACCUCGCAGGAGACCUUGCCCCUUCAGCCGAUGCAGGCGGAACUGGCACGGGCAAACUCGAAUGGAAGCACCCGCUCCGGCAUCAGUCACGACGACCACUAUCUCAGAGAACCCGUGGAGAGCUGGACACCUGUAGGUGACAAUGGUCAUCAUGACCGUCCUCCAAGCAGCAACUACACUGGCAGCAUCGUUAUCGACAAUUAUCGAGAUGGUGCUAGCUCUUACUAUGCCGAUGGCGCUAGUUCAUUCUACCCGAAGAGCAACUACAGCUCGUUCUAUCCUGGCCAACCAAAGCUCGGCGCACCCGAAGGUCGGGAGAGCACCGUCACAGUCUUCCCGGGCGGUAACCCAGCAAGCAAUCCACCAGCUGGCCAACCACAGACCAACCUCAACUCGUUCUACCCUGCGCCACCACGGCUUGGGGGACCCCCCGAAGAUCGUGAGAGUACGGUGACGGUAUUCCCACGUGGCACCGCAGACAAUGCACCUAAGAACGGACAGCAAGACAUGUCUUGGUUAAACCUGGGCGCCGGGAAAUGAAUAGCCACGCCUUUGGGAUGAUUUAAACGCUCUCUAAUCGGCGAUGCGCCGAGGGGUCGUAAUUCCCUUUUUCUUCCAACUAUCGGCGGUUUUCUGCAUACGGUCCGGAACGCGCAAAAGCCCAAUGAGUCUUCAUUUCAUGGCCAUCUCUCAACAUCCUUCGCCGGAUCUUUUUUUCUCAUCAGCGUCAUGCAUGCAUGCUAGCGGCCGGCGUCCGAAUCUUCUGCCAUUUU
This is a messenger RNA of Trematosphaeria pertusa, 2750 nucleotides long. RefSeq lists its product as uncharacterized. Bases 154 to 2517 code for a protein of 787 amino acids. The transcript has a single exon. The record is from RefSeq and is a predicted model, not a curated record. NCBI's taxonomy places the organism in Eukaryota, Fungi, Ascomycota, Dothideomycetes, Pleosporales, Trematosphaeriaceae. Gene Ontology annotation, molecular function: protein binding.